AUGAGUUGGUUACGGCACGCAAGCCUCGCACUCUUUCCAGAAGAAUUCCGUGCCGAUCUCGAUGAACUACACCGAUACUUUCCUAGCCUGGCUAUCGUGGUACCAGGAGUAUUGUCCCAGGUAUCGGCAAAAAACGUCGGCUGGUUCUUCGCGACACUAGAGAGGACUGCCAUCAUUCUGACGGCUUUCCUAACACAGCAUCCGACUCCGGAGCAGAUCCAGCGUUACUGCAAAGACUUGGAGAACUACUUGGAAAUGGAAUGUCGUGAUUGUCCCGCACUCCGCGAGUUGGAUCUUAGAGAACUCGCCACGUUCUGCGAAGCAAAGCUCGAAGGUCGACGCCUUUCCGGCCCUCGAGCUUUCAGGGAAGUAUCUAGCUUGCGUCCACUGAAUAAUCGAGAAGCCUUUUGGAUUGUUUCAGCUUUCCUUGAGCCCGUGACAGUACAAGUGUUAAGUGCUAUGAGCCAAGCGCACAUACCUACGUGCCGCUCGAACAUGAGCUUCCGCGAGUUUGUCGAAGCAAGUCGGGGUUACAAGGAUGGGAUGUUGCACAGCACCAUAGAACUUCCCUUCACAUACCUAGGAGAUUCUGACGAUGAUGUCAAUUCGGACAUGGAUGACGAUCUUCAACCGACUGGCGAGCGUAUUCUGAUCGAGGAUUUCUGCAAACCAGUGCAGAGCGUUCCUGAGGGUGUCGCAUGCGCCGUAUGUAUGGUCGAUGUCCACGAAGACAACAAGAACGAAGAACGACCAGUGAUUACGAAGUGUGCUCACUACUUCCAUCAAGUCUGUCUAGACAGCUGGGUCAAUGAGUCAGCUAUGAACGGUGCGAACGCAUGCCCGCAAUGCCGUGCAGAGAUGUGUCAAGCUCGCGCACGUGAGCCGGUUUCACGGCUCGAGAAUGAGGGGCAGGAGGCCGAGAAUGACGACUUAAUCGACUCUAUGCAAGAGGAGGCAUUGGACGCCGAGUGUGAAAUCAAUCGCGAAAGCGGGUUGUUUUCGCGUCUGCGCAACCGGUUCCGCCGAAACUGA
Molecule: messenger RNA, 1032 nt
Organism: Alternaria ethzedia
Lineage: Eukaryota; Fungi; Ascomycota; Dothideomycetes; Pleosporales; Pleosporaceae
Exons: 1
Coding region: 1-1032 (343 amino acids)
Molecular function (GO): zinc ion binding
Source: RefSeq, a predicted model, not a curated record